UUACCACAAUACUUCCGGGUGCACAUCCGUUAAUGUGGGUUAGACGGUAGCUCAUUAGUAGCUGUUUUAUUUCGUUCACUUUAGCUUCUUUAGUCACUGUUAAAUAUGAAUACGGUUUUAUCGAGAGCUAACUCGCUGUUCGCCUUCUCUCUGAGCGUCAUGGCGGCUCUGACUUUCGGCUGUUUCGUUACGACAGCGUUUAAAGACAGAAGAGUUCCUGUGGACAUCCACGUCUCCAAAGUUAUGCUGAAGAAUGUUGAUGACUUCACAGGACCCAGGGAACGAAGUGAUCUAGGGUUCAUCACCUUUGACGUCUCGGCUGAUUUGGGGCCAAUUUUUGACUGGAAUGUCAAACAGCUGUUUCUCUACCUGUCUGCUGAAUAUGCUACAAAGAGCAACUCUUUAAACCAGGUGGUGCUGUGGGAUAGGAUCAUUCUCCGAGGGGACAACACCAAACUGAACCUCAGAGACAUGAAGUCCAAAUACUUCUUCUUUGAUGAUGGGAAUGGCCUCAGAGCCAAUAAAAACAUCACUUUGACGCUGUCCUGGAAUGUUGUUCCCAACGCUGGAAUCCUUCCCCUGGUAGCUGGAAGCGGACACAGCAGCCUGCCUUUCCCUGACCAAUAUGAGGCCACCAAGAGCUAUUAGACAGAAAUCUACACAUGCAGCCUGCAGCAACACACAUCUUUCCACCCAGACUGAUCACACACACACCAUACAUUAGUGUUUCUUUAUCUGUAUACGAGACGGUUUGUAAUAAAGAAGGAAACUAAAA
This is a messenger RNA of Girardinichthys multiradiatus, 775 nucleotides long. RefSeq names its product signal peptidase complex subunit 3 (gene spcs3). The coding region runs from base 106 to 648 and encodes 180 amino acids. Gene Ontology annotation, biological process: protein targeting to ER. The record is from RefSeq and is a predicted model, not a curated record. Gene Ontology annotation, cellular component: signal peptidase complex; membrane. Lineage: Eukaryota; Metazoa; Chordata; Actinopteri; Cyprinodontiformes; Goodeidae. The transcript has 5 exons.